UCUUAUCGAAAAAGGAAGAGGAGUUGUGAAGAGAAAAGCACACGAGGACAAAAGUGUCCACACCUCUAUGCAUUGAUCAGCUUCUUCCUCUCCAGCCUUUUCUUCACUGAUCAAGUGCAGCAGCGGUAGCAAAACAUAUUCUUCCAAGUUUGGAGAUUCUAAUCAGUUCUCCUUUCGAGUUCAGUUUAGUUUGAGAGCCAGCUCCAAUCUGUGAUGCAUGCGGCAGAUGAUGGAGGGAACCAGUGGCUGUUCUGCUCCAGCUUGGUGGAGCUUGAACGCAUCCAUGGCUCUUCCUCAACCUUCCAAUUCUGAGAUGUGGCAGCAAGACCAUGAUCAUGGCGGCCAAGAUUUGCCAGAGUCAUGGUGCCGACUUUUGUUAGGAGGGUUCAUAAUUGGGGAAGAAGACCAGAAGCAUGGCUUGAUCAAGUGGACUGAUCAGAGCAAUAACUGUGGAGUAGAACCAUUUGGAGCAAAAGGUGGGAACCGCCCACCCCAGCGGCCCCCUGCGCCCGGCCCCACAGGUGUGCAGGAGGAGAACCAUUGAUACAUGAGCAGAUGGUUUCAUCUGUGGCAACACAUACAUCAGCUACAGGAUUUCACGAUCAACAUCAUCAAGCGCAGAGCCAUGGACCAUCCUCAUGGACACAAAAUAGUACUGUUCUUCAAGCAUCAUCUCCCGGAUCCUGUGUCACCACCAGUCUCAGCACCCACAGCAUGUUGGAUUUCUCAGCCAAGCGUAGACACAAAUUACCCGCAGACCAUAAUAACUCUUCUGAGGGAAACAGCACAGAAGCUGCUCCAACUUUGAAGAAAGCUAGGGUUCAAGGCUCUUCCUCUCCACAAUCUAGUCUCAAGGUGAGAAAGGAGAAGCUGGGGGAUAGAAUAACAGCACUGCACCAGUUAGUGUCGCCAUUUGGCAAGACUGACACAGCGUCGGUAUUGCAAGAAGCCAUUGGGUACAUCAGAUUCCUCCAGAGUCAAAUCGAGGCACUGAGCUCGCCAUACCUGCAGCAAUAUCAUCAUCAGCAGCAGCAGCAGCAGCCUGGAAAUAAUGAGGAGGAGGAGGAGGAAGAGGAAGAAGAAGAAGAAGAAAUUAAGGACUUGAAGAGCCGAGGGCUGUGCCUUGUGCCAGUGUCCUUCACCAUGCACGUAGGAGGCGACGAUGGUGCAGAUUUCUGGGCUCCUUCUCUUGCUGGAGGAUUCUGACCGUGGAGGAGAGCAAGGAACUUAAGUAUUUCACAUGCAUGCGGCCAUGCAGUGGGUAUAGGGUUGGAGGAAGGCAUAACAUCAUUAGCAGUCAUUCUGAUUGCAAGCUAUGCUCAAGGUUGAUUGCCAAUGAUGUUAUGGAAGGUUAAUCGAUUAACUACGUGCUAGAUGUACACAAUUCAUGGUAUGUUUGCUAGAUGCUAGCCAUUGGUGAUGUAUAUGAUGUAUUACUUGUGAUUAAUCACGAUCAGUUUUGUUAAUAAAAAAUGUGUAAGUCAUUAACCUACCAUUAAAUAUCAUAUCUUUGUUUGUGUUAUAGUUAAA
Messenger RNA from Zingiber officinale, 1530 nucleotides. Its product is annotated as transcription factor bHLH68-like. The coding region runs from base 556 to 1206 and encodes 216 amino acids. The transcript is spliced from 7 exons. The record is from RefSeq and is a predicted model, not a curated record. Gene Ontology annotation, molecular function: DNA-binding transcription factor activity, RNA polymerase II-specific; RNA polymerase II cis-regulatory region sequence-specific DNA binding; protein dimerization activity. Gene Ontology annotation, biological process: regulation of transcription by RNA polymerase II. Gene Ontology annotation, cellular component: nucleus. Lineage: Eukaryota; Viridiplantae; Streptophyta; Magnoliopsida; Zingiberales; Zingiberaceae.